GAUCAACCUCGCUCAGUACUGAUCUGCUAACGCAUCCGCGGCAUUCGUCAUGGCGAAGAUCGCAUCUGAAGCGGCCGAAAAGCUCAAAGCUACGAUCGACGCAAUAACCUCAGACCCUCAAGGGCCACCUGGUGUGGUUUGCGCGGCGGUCAACAGGAAUGGCCAGCGUAUUUUCGAGCAUGCAUCUGGCAAAAUGGGCGCUGGCAUCGACAAACCCAUGACAGCGGACAAUGUCUUCUGGAUUGCGAGCUGCACCAAGGUGAUUACGGGCAUUGCUUGCAUGCAACUGGUCGAACAGGGCAAGUUGAGUCUUGACGACUCGGACCAGGUGGAGAAGCUUGCACCGGAGUUAAAAGCCGUACAAGUCUUGGACAAUGGCCGACUCGUGCCCAAGAAGAAAAGCAUUACGUUGAGGAUGUUGCUGACACACACUGCUGGGUUUGGCUAUACGUUCUUUUCGCAGUCAUUAAACGAAUGGGCGGGCGCCAUCGGCCUUGACGAGUUCUCCGGCUCGUAUCACGACUAUCUCUCCCAGCCACUUAUUCACCAACCCGGCGAGAGGUGGGAGUACGGGAUUAACAUCGACUGGGCGGGCCAACUUGUCGAACGCGUCUCGGGUCUCAAGCUGAAUGACUACUUUCACCAGCAUAUUUUCAAGCCCCUUGGUCUGAGCCAUAUCAGCAUGUUCCCCACCGACGAGAUGAAGCAAGCCCUCGCUUAUAUGAACGUUAAAUCGGUCGAUGGCGCGUACGGGUUGAAUCGUGAUGGACAUCUCUACCGACGACCGUUGACGGCCUCGAGUAAGGAGGACAUCAACAGCACCUUCCACGCCGGUGGUGCUGGGCUGUUUUCUACGCCGGGGGAUUUUCUCGAGGUUGUCGCGACGCUAUUAAACGAUGGUCUUCAUCCUGGCACAGGAAACCGGAUCCUGAAAAAGGAGACCGUCGAGGCCAUGUUCACGAACCAGAUCCCAGACAUGCCGAACUUUGCCAGACAGGGCAUCAAUUCGACGAAGCCAUGGCUGGUCAAUCCGAUCCCUGAAAUCUAUCCCGAACCACCCGAUGUCCCACAGGGCUGGGGGUUGACCUUCUUUCUGCACCUAAAAGACGGCAUGUUGCAUAGCGCGGGCACAGGCUGGUGGUCGGGAUUGCCAAACCUGUACUGGUGGGUCGACCGCAAACGAGGACUUGGUGGCAUUGUCUUCUCGCAGAUAAUCCCCUCCGGCGAUCUGAACAUAGCCGGGGUUUGGGUGCAGUUCGAAGCCGCAAUGCUGCAGAACCUAGAGUGA
Messenger RNA from Cladophialophora immunda, 1288 nucleotides. RefSeq lists its product as uncharacterized. NCBI's taxonomy places the organism in Eukaryota, Fungi, Ascomycota, Eurotiomycetes, Chaetothyriales, Herpotrichiellaceae. Bases 50 to 1288 code for a protein of 412 amino acids. The transcript has 7 exons. The record is from RefSeq and is a predicted model, not a curated record.